AUGGAGAAGACAAGCCACCACAGUAGCAAACGCGCCGCCGUGAAGAAGAGCGUAAAAAAGGCGCCAAAGAAGGAGUGGGAUGAUUGGAUUGCCGAUCUAAGAGAGUACAAGAGCCAACAUGGGACCGUCAAUGUGCCGGCACGGUGCAAGGAGCAUCCAUCACUCUCCACGUGGGUGGCGAAUUUGCGACGGCGCAAGACAUUGACCGACGAGCAGCGAGCGCAAUUGACCCAGUUGGGAUUUAUGUGGAAAUGUGCGGGUCGAGGUCGUUUGUCGAAAGAUUGGGACGUCAUGUUUGAGCGCUUGCUGGAAUACAAGAAACAAAAUGGAAAUUGCAUGGUGCCGCAAAAUCGAGAAAAAUAUCCGCAUCUUUCGUUGUGGGUCAAGAACCAACGAGCCGAUUAUCACAAGGGAACGUUGGAUGAAGGACGUCAAGAACGACUCGAGGACGUGGGGUUUGUGUGGCGCGUUCGUCCCAAUUCCAAUACUCAUGCCACCCGAAAAGAUACGCUGUGGCAAAAGCGCUACGAGGAAUUGAUGCAAUUCCAAAAACGACAGGGACAUUGUCGAGUUCCACUGAGCUACAAAGAAAAUACAUCACUUGCCGGCUGGGUCAACAAUCAACGCUCGCUCUUUGCCACGGGGCUCAUUCGAAAGGAACGACGGGAAAAAUUGGAAAAGAUUGGCUUUCAUUGGAACCCAUCGGGUCGCCCCAGUGCCAUGAAAAAGGCAGAACCCAAACGAUAG
This is a messenger RNA of Seminavis robusta, 747 nucleotides long. The record is from the annotation of a GenBank genome assembly. Lineage: Eukaryota; Bacillariophyta; Bacillariophyceae; Naviculales; Naviculaceae.